AUGGUUUCCCCCAUCUUUCUGUCUCUUGUUCUGCCCGUUGCUGUCAACGCAUUGUCGCCUUAUGUUCCAGUACCGGCGGCUUGUCCGUCGGGACCCCUCGUUCGACCUGCAAAUGGUUUGUCCGACGAUGAAGAGACGUACAGAGUGGCCAGAAAGGCGGUUGCCGAUGAGGGCCUGAAGGCUUGGUUAUUGAAGACGAACCCGCAAUUUCAUACUGAUAAUUUGCCAACAGUUGCCUUGACUACCAGCGGUGGUGGGUAUAGAUCGCUUCUCAGCGGCGCCGGCGUAAUUCAGGGUCUUGAUGGCCGGGACAGUAAUGUCAGCACAAGCGGCUUGUUCCAGGGCUUAACUUACCAAGCCGGUCUCUCCGGUGGAUCUUGGCUUCUAUCCUCGUUUUCUGGGAACAACUACCCAACCAUCAGCUACUUGAAAGAAAACUUGUGGAAGCAGGCUUUUCAAGACAGUCUUUUUGAUCCCGAUUAUCUCUUGGCAGCAGUUGCCUACGCUGAUAUCAUCACGGACAUUGCCGAAAAAGACCUCUCAGGUUUCCAUACGACCCUUACGGAUCCAUGGGGAAGACUCCUAUCCUACCAACUCCUCGGAGGUUCCGAUGGGGGUGCAGCGGUCACCCUUUCAUCAGUCGCUGAACUUUCAAACUUCACAUCCCAUGCGGUCCCUUAUCCGAUUAUCACGAGUCAGGGUGUGAAGACGUGGCUCGGAGAGUGUGUUCCAGGACCGAAUUCGACGGUUUGGGAGUUUUCACCCUAUGAAUUCGGCAGCUGGGCUAGCGAUGUCAGCGCCUUCACUCAAACACGGUAUCUUGGCACUGAGAUGCAGAAUGGAGCGCCCGUCGGGAACUGCACUUCGAAUUACGAUAAUCUUGGUUAUGUACUCGGAACGUCCAGUAACCUCUUCAACGAGGUGUGCAUCAGCGCGCCUGAUGGAAAUGGUGGCUCCAACAUCACGGAUGACCUUGUCAAGAUCCUUGAUGUAGUACACCAAGUUGGCACAGAAGACCAAUACGCCACCUAUCGGAACCCAUUCUUCGAGUAUAACUCGUCAACAGGGACUACCAAUUCAGCCAACAACGUUUCUGCACAGGAGAACUUAAGCCUAGCUGACGGCGGCGAGGCGGGGCAGAACGUUCCCCUCUUCCCACUCCUCCAACCAGCAAGGAACAUUUCGGCCAUCAUUGUCAAUGACAACUCGGCCGACACCAACAACUACCCCAAUGGAUCUUCGCUUCUCACAACAUAUGUUCAAUCACUCAACAGUGGUCUGAAGCGCAUGCCCUUCAUCCCUUCCGUUGAGACGUUCCUCUCCAAGGGUCUCAAUAAGAGAGCCACCUUCUUUGGGUGUGCGGAACCGAGUAAGAUCACCAUCGUGUACCUCCCGAACGCCAACUUCACAUUCGCGAGCAAUGUGUCCACCUUCCAACUCCAAUAUGAGAAAUCGGAGACGGACGCCAUGAUCGCUAACGGCGUGGAGGUUGCGAGUCAGGGGGGCAAGGAAGGGUGGGGCACGUGCUUGGGAUGUGCACUGAUGAUGAAGACUGGUCAGAUAUUACCAGAUGAUUGCCAGGAUUGUUUUAACGAAUAUUGCUAUUAUAACUCAUGA
This is a messenger RNA of Amorphotheca resinae ATCC 22711, 1617 nucleotides long. RefSeq lists its product as hypothetical. The record is from RefSeq and is a predicted model, not a curated record. Gene Ontology annotation, cellular component: intracellular membrane-bounded organelle; cytosol. The transcript has 2 exons. Gene Ontology annotation, molecular function: A2-type glycerophospholipase activity. NCBI's taxonomy places the organism in Eukaryota, Fungi, Ascomycota, Leotiomycetes, Helotiales, Amorphothecaceae. Bases 1 to 1617 code for a protein of 538 amino acids. Gene Ontology annotation, biological process: glycerophospholipid catabolic process.